GGCUCAGGUUGGGCCGAACGUUCAUGGACUACUACCUCUACAGCUCCAUUCAGCGAGCCGACCCGCCGGCGGCCGGCCGCCGCUCGCCAAAGGAACACCGCCGUGUGGCAGCCAACCGGCGGCGUUGGAGCGACGCAACGGUGCUCGUCCCAUCCUUCCCUCCCGCGUCUUGUCCGCGCUUGCAAUGCCAACGACGACGCCUCCGUCCUCGUCCACUUGCUUCCAUGCUCCACGCCGCGCGCAGGUGGACGCCGCCGCUCCCUGCCACGCUCGCCGCCGCCUUCUUCUCCUCCAAGCCCCAGCCUCAGCGUCCACGGCAGCUGCUAACGCCGCAGCUCGUCGACGCCGUCGUCUCCCGCUGCCCCUCAGACGGCCUCGCGCUAUCCUUCUUCCUUUGGUGCGCCCGCCGCCCCGGCAACUUCCACCCGCCGUCCUCCUUCGACCGCCUCCUCCCCGCCGCCACCCGCAUCGCUUCCCGCCUCGGCACCGCCCACGCGCUUCUCCGCGAGCUCCAGCGCCUCGGCUGCCCCAUCAAGCCCCGGACCUUCCACCUCUUGUGCUCAGGCUCUACUGGCGCGGGGAGCUCUACCCUCUCGUGCAAGAGCUGUUCGAUCAAAUGUGCCUCUAGGAAUUCCACCCCAACACCUUCGCUUGGAAUGAUGUCCUCGUCUCCUCGACAUCGAGCUCAGCAAAGGCCAUUUAGACGCCGACGCGGUGCGGUGCGCUCUGCAGCACUGCCCCGCGCCCAAUUACCUUACAUACGCCAUUGUGCUCACUCAUCUCUGCAGGGUGAGAGACUGGUCAGGGCCACAGGGGUGCGGAGCUAUUUUAUAGAAAUGCUUCGACAGGGAUUUCAACCAAGCUCUGCUUCUCUCACGGCCGUUCUUGCUUGCUGCAGUAAGGCUGGAACCAUGUACGAGCUUCUGCAGCUGCUUUCUUUCGCGCUUGCCUUGGGUUGCAAGCUCACCUCGGCCAUGUGGACAUGUUUGAUUGUUCGUCUGUGACAUGAAGGAAGACUGGAAAAGGCUUCUAGCGUGCUGGCAAAGGUGGUGGAUUCUGGUACUGCUCCUUCUGUGGUCACUUACACGCCAAUUGUCAGUGGAUUCUUGCGAGCUGGCAGCCAUAGAAAGGUCAGCGAGCUUUUGGGAUCCAUGGUGUCCACCAGCUGCAGCCCAGACAUUGUUCUGUAUAAUGUUCUGAUGGAUAGUUUGGCGAACGAGAGCAGAUAUGAUGAAGCCUUAGACAUUUACAUGCAUAUUCAUGGCAGCCAGAUAAAGCCGGAUGCAUACACUUUAUCCACUUUAGCUCAGGUAUUAUGUUUCUCAGACAUAGGUAUUCUUCGCAGGUUGAUUCUACGCCCAGAUAUUUCGUUUGAUGAUCUUGUGGCCUGCAAUUCUGUGCUGAGUGCUCUGCGCAAGUCUGGUUUUCCAUCAGAUGCCAUCCAGUUCUACCUUAAUAAAAUUGUUUCGCGCAUUAAGCCAGACAGCUACACUUAUGUCGGGUUACUGGAUAGUUUGUGCCAGUUGGGAAGGGUAUACCAUGCAAUCGAUGUCUACCGUGCUGUCAUUGUGAGCGAACCUGAAUCAAAUGCCUAUGUUCAUGCAGGAUUCCUCUGUGGUCUUGUUAGACAGGGCCGGAGUCUUUUAGCCUGAAGAAUUUUAAGAGAGGCUAUACAUGAAAAUUAUGCUCUUGAUUCUGUCUGUUACACUAUUGUUUUACAUGGUCUUUUCCGCGCUCAUCUGGUGGAAGAGGCUUGCGGGUUGUUUGAACAGAUGAAACAAUCAGGAAUAGCACCCAACACUUGUACAUACAAUGUAAUGCUUUGUGGACUUUGUAGGACCAGGGAUCUGCACGCUGUCAAGCAGUUUAUAACAGAGGUUGAAUGUACUGAUGUUGAAAUUGACAGUGUAUUAGUCAACGCAAUCGCUUUCCUAAUGACGUCACAGCAUAUUGAUUCAGCUGCUGCAAUGAUUGGAGACAUGCUUAACCUAGGCAUCAAACCUACUACCAAAACCUGCUCUUUACUUGCUCAGUCCAUUGACUAUAAACUUGUUCUGAAGGAUAAUACUGCUGCUACUGUUGAAAGUGAUGGGUCAGAGUCAUCCAGUGAUCUCCUUGUAUGCUCAGCUUCAUAGGCCAUAUUUUGUCAAGUGGACAAGUAUAUUGGUUCUCUCCAACUACAGUUGUUCAUGCACAUCUGCAUCAAGCUAUACAGUACUAAAGGAUGAUGAAUUUCUUCAAUGGCUUUCUCUGUUCAGUAGGUACUAUACCAUUUUUCUUGUGAUAUCCAACAGCAGGUCAGCAGCUAUCAUAAUUGUUGUUAACCUCAGAGAUGUGUUUCUUAAAUGUUCUACUGUCAUGUCACUUUUCACCCCCCCCCCCCCCUUAAUUUUAGCAUCAACUGUUUUAUUUCACGUUUAGAUGCAGAAUGUGCUUAAAUUUUAGCAGCAGAUUCAGAACAAAAUCUUAGGCAGGGUGGUGUACUGGCGUCAAAUAUGGUAGAUAUUCAAAUAAGAAAAUACUCUAGUGUCUAUAUGAUCAUAAGAUGGAUUCAUGCUAUGGUCAUAAAUAUAACUGUUCAUGGAAACCAAAAACACAAAGGAAAAUAUACCAAUAAAUAGUUGAUUAUGCUAUCCAUUCUUGUUCUGUUAUACUUGCCAAGCCAAACCUUAAGAAAACAUACGACUAAAUCUCGAUUUUGCUUUGUACUAAUCACUCGAUCAUUUUGUUGUCGUAGUUCUGGCAGCUGGCCUCACCAAGGUGGUGUAUUCUCCAUUCUUAUUGCUUAGUGCUGCAGCUAAUUGUUGUUUUCAUUGUGUUCUUGUAGUAUGUAUUUGUGUGACUGUUUUUCUACUAAUAAUCACUUGUGUUCUUUUUGGUAGAAUGGAUACUAAGGUGAAGGGGCCUGUGGAAAUUGAUGCGCUCGUGUGCUUUUAUCACAUGUAUGCCUGUUAUGGGUGACCAGAGGGCUAGCCCAUCUAUCCUUCAAGUUGAGAGAUAAGGAUUAGACAGUUGGUUUGUUAGGAUAAUUAUUGGUUGAGAGAGAUUAGAUCAGUUAGUUGUUUGUUAGGAUAUAUAUUGGAUGGGCUGGCCCUCCAACCACCCAAAACAAUGCCAACUUUUAAUAACUCAAGAACUGCACUUUAAUUCUGCAGUCACAUGUAGAAAACUUCUUUCACUGGUUGUUUGGUUCUUGCUGAAAUACUUGGCUCUAAUAAUGCAGUAAUGAACCUGUGUCCUCUUAGCUUUUAUAGAGUAGUUUGUAUCUGGCUUAUUGGUUUAUGGUCAUUCAAAUGGUAAAAUGCAACUGACCUUGAUCCUUUGGUUUUAAUCUGAUACAGGUUGGUGGACAUACUGCAAUGAA
Molecule: messenger RNA, 3364 nt
Organism: Setaria italica (foxtail millet)
Lineage: Eukaryota; Viridiplantae; Streptophyta; Magnoliopsida; Poales; Poaceae
Exons: 2
Coding region: 24-1004 (326 amino acids)
Molecular function (GO): protein binding
Source: RefSeq, a predicted model, not a curated record